Molecule: messenger RNA, 2464 nt
Organism: Myzus persicae (green peach aphid)
Lineage: Eukaryota; Metazoa; Arthropoda; Insecta; Hemiptera; Aphididae
Product: tropomyosin-like
Exons: 11
Coding region: 927-2252 (441 amino acids)
Source: RefSeq, a predicted model, not a curated record
AAGCCAUAAAUAUGUUAUGCAAGACUUGCUACGCACCAAAGUUAUGUUUAAUGAAAUAAAGAAGAAGGCUGCUGAAACCACAAUUAAAAUCGAUUACCUUGCUACACAAGAAUGAUUUAUGGAAGGCCGCCGUUUCUACCUCCACAACCACUGCUGCUGCCAUGUUCUUUGCUGUUGCCACCACGUUUACUGCUACUGUCACUGCCAAUACCAAGAACAGCAAAUGCAACAACAAUCUUGUAAAAUCGUUACGUGAAAGUGUGCAGUUGGGUAAAGUACCCGGACUUAGAGCACCAGGAUACCACUAUAUGUACUGGUUGUAGGGUUUGCAAUCCAAACUUCUGCACACGUCGUAGUUAAUAUGUUGGUUUUGUGUGGCAGUUACAUAGUGCUUGCAAUACAAGCACAGUACUUUAGGGUCCCGUACCGUGGUCUAUGAAAUCGUUCACAUGAUACAUGAUGUCUCAACAUAAUCGUUUUUCAAAGGUUGCAAGUACGUCAUUGGUGCUGUUGACACAGCAAGAAUAUCACCAUGAAGAAAUAUGGCAUGAUAAAUUAUUUCCAUUAGGAUUCAAAUCUUCAUGGUGUGCUAUGGCCACUAAGAACUUCUUAUGAGGACCCUUAUAAUAAUGUUGAAACUUCAGUUAAAAAAGGAAUAAUUUGUAGAAGCCACACAAAACCAACUUAUUUAACUGCAACGUGUGUACAAGUUUGGACAAGUUCUACAACCAUCACAUGCAGGGGUAUUCGCUUGCUCCAAUUCCGGGUUCUUUACCCAACUGCACACUUUCGUAUGCAUUUACAAAAUGAUUUUACGUGGUGGUCAUGGCAAUUGCUGGUCUUGGUAGAGGCAGUGAUAGUGGUGGAAACAGCAAAGAAGUGGCAGCAGCAGUGUCGUGGAGAACAAAAAUACCAACAACCUCACCAUGCCUGAUCGCGUUAUUAAAAAUAAAUCUAAAAGGCCCGUUUCAUCAGUUAAAAAACAGGUAUCAGCACCGAUUAGACCCACAAUUAAAAUAUUCACGAAGAAAAAAAACACGUACACCGAGGAAAAAAGUUAUAUUUGUACCAUGUCACAAAAUUCAUUAGCAAGCCAUAAAUAUAAUAAGGUUACAGGAUCUAUUCAUCCGCCAACUUCAUCGAAUCCGAGGUCAUCUCAAAGUGAACUCAGGAAACGUUUCAUCGACAGGUCUGACAAAUUGUCGAAAAAAAGCUACCAAACAUUAUUUAAAGAACUCGAAGAGCAACAUAAGGAUGUAACAAUGGAGUUGGAGGAAAGUAAACGUUUGGCAGAAUCUCUUCAACACCAGUUGUAUAAAGUUAAACAUGACAAAGAAAUUCAGACGUGUGGAAUUAGUUUAGAUCAAUUAGAAAAUGAUUUAGAACAUUUAAAAACAAAUUUAAAAAGGAAAGAAAUUAAUUUAGAACAACAAGAAAUUAGUUUGCAAAAUAUGACCGACGAAAAAAAUUUGUUGAAUUUGGAACUGGGUGUAAAAAAUGAAAAACUAUCGAGUAUAGCUGCAGAAAUCUCGACAUUAAAUUCAAAAAUAGAGAUUUUAAGCAAUACAGUAGAUGGCUUAAAGAAGACAGACUCUGAAAAAACCAUAAGAAUUGAAAAUUUGUUCAAGGAAAGAAACAAGUUUAAAAAUGAUUUUAUUGAGGUUUUGAGGGAGAGAGAUUUGUUUCAAGAGGAGUUAAUUGUACUUAAAAAUAGUUAUAAAGAAACUAGUCAAAAACUGCAUGAAUUGAGAUCUGAAGUCGGAAAAAAGAGAUUCGAAUUUGUGCAACGAUCUAUGCGAUUAAGUGAACAAUCAGACUUAAAUAUUAAACAGCAAAAACAAAUAAAACUCAUGGAAGAUAUAACGUUGGAACUCGAAUUGAUGGUCAAAAGUUUGACACUUGAAAACCAGGACUAUAUUAUUACUAUUGACCGUUUAAAAGAGGAUGUUGUUGAGUUGAAAAAUGAAAUAAAACAGUGGGAAACCAAGGCUGGUUGUUGGAUUAAUAAGUAUGUUCGAGAAAAAUUUGAAUCAAAAAUUGAGGAUCUCGAAAACGAAAACCAACGAUUAAAUGUUAAAAACUUACAACUGACAGACCAGUACAACAAAACAAUAUCUGAAAAAUGCGAACAAAUAUCUGAAAAAGAAAAAAUUGUCGAGAUGAAACAAUCGAAAAUUGAACAAAUGAAGGAAAUAAUAAACUUAAUGAGGAAAACUAAUGUUCAUUUCAGCGAUGACGACCAAAUACAAUAAGAGCACUGAGAUAAAUUGAGCGAUAGAUGUAUGUAAAACCAGCCAUCGUGUUUGUACCCACAGAAGCUAAGCAUUUUGACCUCGAGAUCAACCUAUUAUGUAUGUGUAAUAGUAUUACAAUGAUGAUGUAAAUUAUGUAAAAUAUAAUACAAGGAUCCUCAUCAGUUGUUAUCACAGCCAAAUUAUAUUUUAAUUAAUUAAUUAUAGUUUAA